Molecule: messenger RNA, 3053 nt
Organism: Etheostoma spectabile (orangethroat darter)
Lineage: Eukaryota; Metazoa; Chordata; Actinopteri; Perciformes; Percidae
Product: phospholipid scramblase 2
Biological process (GO): plasma membrane phospholipid scrambling
Cellular component (GO): plasma membrane
Molecular function (GO): phospholipid scramblase activity
Source: RefSeq, a predicted model, not a curated record
UCACGUUAAGCGUUUUAGAACGUCCCCAAAUCCUCGUAUGUGACAGUCAACUAACAUGAUAGUCUACUAGAACAAGUCGAAACGGUAUAUAUUUUUUUUUUUACAGUUUACCGUUUACAGUUUUUACAACAAGAUAACAGCCUACUCACGGAAGGCUUAAUAAAGGGCGCAUGACUCAGAGAGGGGAGGAGAUAUGCUUAGUAUUGACUGCAGGGAGGAGUGAUAGCAAGGAACAGGUUGGGUAGAAGACGGUUAAAAGCGCCACCUUGGCUCCAUGAAUGGGGCUUUUUUCCACUUCAAUACAUUUGUUUUCAGUGCUAUUUAUCUAGCUGGGACAGGCCUGCUGCCAGAGAGUUUCCCAUAGCGACCCAGGGAGUGGACCCGGAAGUUUGACCUCCUUUCUCUCCGUGCCCAGGAAAGUCCCGUCCAGCUCCUCGCCAUGUCUGCUCCUGGUUACCCAGGCUCUUACAGCCAGCCAUCCUACCCAAUGCCUCAGCAGGGUGGCCAGUCUGUAGCCCCUUAUCCAGUUCCUCAGGGCGGGUACGGAGACCGCAGUCAAGCCCCUCCACCAGGCUUCAACAUGGGCUACAGUCCAGCCCAAGCUCCUGUCAUGUAUCAGCCUGGUGCGGUUGGCGCUGGGCCAGUUCCAGGACCGGAGUAUGGUGCCCCUCAGGGAGGGAUCGCUCCGGCUCCAGCUGCGGUUCCUGUUGGUGUCCCACCAGGGCUCGAGUACCUCACACAGAUUGACCAGAUCCUGAUCCAUCAAAAAGUGGAACUCCUAGAAGCAAUUAUUGGGUUUGAGACCAACAACCAGUACGAGAUAAAGAACAGUCUGGGCCAAAAGAUCUACAAGGCCAAAGAGAAGAACGACUGCUGCACCAGGAACUGCUGCGGCUCGCUGCGCAGCUUCGACAUGAAGAUAAAGGACAACAUGGACAGGGAGGUCAUCCGUCUCAUACGGCCUUUCCGCUGUGUCUCGUGCUGGUGUCCCUGCUGCCUGCAAGAGAUGGAGGUCCAGGCACCACCAGGCACCACCAUAGGCUAUGUAAAACAGGACUGGCACCCUUGUCUGCCAAAGUUUUCCAUCCAGGGAGCCAACAAGGAGACCCUGAUGAAACUGGAGGGGCCCUGCUUUGCUUGCAACUGCUGUGGCGACGUCAACUUUGAGCUGAAGAGCAAAGAUGGUGAAACGCCCAUUGGUCGCAUCAGCAAGCAGUGGAGCGGCCUUUUGAAAGAAGUCUUCACAGACACGGACAACUUUGGCAUCCAGUUCCCGCUGGACCUGGACGUGAAGAUGAAAGCUGUGCUCAUGGGAGCCUGCUUCCUCAUUGAUUUCAUGUUCUUCGAAAAGGUCGGGGACGCCAACCAGCGCAGCACGGUGUUUUCAUAACCGAGGGGAAAACAACAGCACUAGAGCAAGUGCCAGAAAUAUAUUCUCUGUUCAUGUACUGUACUCUGUUUUUAAAAAUCCUGCCUUCACCAAAUUCCAGCAAAAAUGGCGUCAAUCCCAGGAUUAUUUUAUACACACAGACCAAAAUGAGCCGAUAAACUCUUGAUUCCAGAUUCCAGGAUUGUUUUUUAUAUCUAUCCAAACUUAUUUAGUGAUACCUGCUGCCGUUUUGCCAAGGCCUUUUACACUCUAUGUAGUCUGUAGUUUUAGCUAUUUGAAGUGAGUGAAUGCACCACCAUCUGAGAUUUAAUACCUGCCAAAGAAAGUCAACAUCACCCCUCAGUGUCUUUUUCAUUGCCCGCAAAUAGAAAUAGGAGUGGAUUUCCACACAAUUAUAUGCUUUAUCUAUUAUUAGCACACUCUUAUAGGUGUGGUACAAUAUUGGUGUGCAUCUAGGCUAGGGGAUCGUCUUGUAUUGUUAGCCAUGCUAGCAGCUAGCAGAUCCUUUGUGUUUAGUGCAAAUUAGCAAUUAUGCAUUAUAUUAUUACGCAAACAAGCUAAAUUAAGAUGCCUAACAUGGUAAAAAAAAAAAACUGCUGAACUUUUAAUCUUAUACAUAACACAAGAGUUACAGUACAUAAAACCUAAACAUUAGCCACAGUAAUUGUUUAGCUUGAAUUGGGAAGUGGUGGUUGGGUCAGCAAGAGUUGUGAACACGGGAGUUGACACAUGCUGAGGGUAUUUACCAAAGUGCUCCUUCCUCUACCUCUCAGCAGCCUUUCUCUUCCUCAAAGCCCUCUGUCUUGAACCCUAGUAACAAGCCCGUAGCAUAGACUAUAGUGUAAAUGCUCCCAUGGCCCCGCUGCAGUUUAUUGGUUGCCAUGGAGACUGACUUCACCUCCAAACCUGGCCCUCCAAUUCCUCCAGGUUCCAGUGCCUUGAACAUGUGCCAGGGUAAUGAUUUAGAAAAGAGAGUGAGUGUAGGUUAAAAGGAGGAAUAAUUCAAGUAAAGGAAUAGAAAGAAAAUGAAAAGCAGAAGUUUGGGUUAGUAAACCUUAUUCUGACCUCACAGUGGUUGGAAAACCCUUGUCAGUUGUUGGUUUAAGGAAACACAUGAACGUCCUGUAGUUUUGUCUAGCAGAAAGAGACCUGAAUGUAAAGUUGUCAUGUGAAAUUUAGUUUUUAGUUUUUAGCUCAUAUCGCCUAAGAAUAAAUAAGAAUAAGAAAUGAAAGCUUAAAGUUUGCAAAUGUUGCCCAUUGCUGUUGAAUGCCACUAUCUGCUCUGUAUAUAUCCAUCAUUAAUGUGACAUAACAUGGGUGUGCCUCCUGUGAGGCUUGGUUGCCACUAGUGCUCUCAAAUCCAGACUACAGCUCUCUUACACUGCCAGUAACUAAAUGUGUGAUAUAUAUAUAUAUAUAUAUAUAUAUAUAUAUAUAUAUAUAUAUACUGUAGGCCAGGAUAAUAAGUCAUUUUUAUUGCUCUCACUUCUUGAUGUAAAUAAGCUUGCAUAGACUUGAGUUAAAUAAAUUGAACAUUAUGGCAGCUAUUAUUAUUGCCACAGUUAUGUUCUUGUCGUAUUCAUUGCAGUGCAGAUUCUUCAUAUCGCUCUGCACUUUUAGUUACACUACACUGUAGUUAAAUAACCUUAGUAAAACAUAAUAA